GCAACGCAACCAAGUUUUGAAGCGUCGUCUGAUCGUUUCGAAAACACGACUAUUUUUAUGUUUCUUACUUUGUAAAAAAACCACUGAAAUGGAAAUAUUUGAUUUUGAGAAAACUCGGUGUUCGUUUCUGGAUUCCAUUUCUGAAGCUCUUAAACUGGGUGGUCCACCCACUAUCAGUGAAUUACUUUCAGUUAACAAUACAGCUCAUCUUGGGGAAGCUGAUAAAAAAGCUGUAUGGGAUCAGGCGUUUAGAGACAGAUUUUUGAGUGAUUCCUCAAACUUUUCCAUACCAUUGUUUGAAAAGUUGUUGCAGUUGAGUCUGGAUUGUGCAGUAGCUCUAGUAUGUUCUCCAACACUGCCUGUGAUUUUGCUCACAGAUGCUUUUGACAUCCUGUCUCUGGAAAAAUGUGAGGAAAUUUUCUACAUGGUUGAAAUGAAAGUAGCGAUUUGGAAACAAGAGCUUUUCUUCAAUCAGUGUAAAAAUACCUUACUUCGCCUUUGCAAUGAUCUGCUGAGGCGCUUGUCCCGAAGCCAGAACACGGUUUUCUGUGGUCGAAUUCUUCUAUUUCUUGCAAAAUUUUUCCCAUUCUCUGAACGAUCCGGACUUAACGUAGUAAGCGAAUUUAAUUUGGAUAAUUUGACGACAUUUGGAGCUAAAGAUGAAAGCUACGCUGCUGAUAUAUCUGCUAAUUCUGAAAAGCACAAGGAUGCAAUGGAAGUAGAAGAAAGUUUGAGCUCCGACUACAAUCUGUACAAAAAAUUUUGGUCCCUACAAGAUUUCUUUCGAAACCCUAAUCAGUGCUAUACGAAAAUCCCGUGGAAAACGUUUUGUUUGCAUACUAGUGAUGUUUUGUCUGCAUUUUCUACUAUCAAACUGGAUGAGCGGAGAAACCGCUCUAAAUGGGAUGAGGCAGAUGUGGCAUUAAACAUCGAUAUGAAUGAAACCAGCAUGAAUGGUGGAAAUGUCCAACAAUAUUUCGCCAAAUAUUUGACGAGUCAAAAUCUUCUCGAACUUCAGCUCGGUGACUCCAACUUCAGACGUUACAUUCUGCUGCAGUUUCUGAUUAUGUUCCAAUAUCUGGAUUCACCUGUCAAGUUUAAACACGAAACUCACAAGCUCAACGAAGAACAAACUACGUGGGUUUCCGAGGCUAUCGAUCAAGUCUAUCGGUUAUUGAAAGAUACACCUCCAGAUGGCGCUUCUUUCGUCCAAUCUAUUCGACACAUACUAAAGCGGGAAGAAUUAUGGAGCAACUGGAAGAACGAUGGCUGCCCGGAAUUCCGGCCCAGCAUAACCAGCUCAACCACUGAUAAUGAUACUAUAAAAGAUGGUACCAAUGGAGAAAAAAAGACGAUCGUAGUUGGCCGACCAAGACGGCUCAAAAGAAGUCUUGGAGAUCAGAUUCGAGAAGCUUCAAAAAGAAAUAAGUGCAUUAUUGGAAACGCUGAGAUGAAUCGUUUGUGGAAUCUAUGUCCUGAUAACAUGGCUGCCUGUCGAUCUAAAGAUCGAGAUUUUCUACCUACAUUAGAAAACUAUUUUGAGGAAGCCAUUGAGCAACUGGAUCCUUCAGUGGAAAGCCAGUACAAGCGAGUUAGUGAGGCUAAUUUUGGGUGGCGUGCUUUGCGGCUUUUGGCUAGACGAAGUUUACAUUUCUUCACUCAUGGUAAUACUCCUAUCACUCGGCUGCCAGAUUACUUGGAAACGCACGUUCGCAAACUGGCCAAGGACAUGCAGCAGUCAGCAAAUGCAUUGCCUAAUGUAAAACCGGAGCCAGUGGACGACGCUGGUGAGGUAGAACAAAUGGAACCGGAAGCAGACCCAGUGUCCAAUAACUCGGAAAUUGAAGGAGUCCCAGAAGAAACUAAUGUAAAACCGGAUGAGAUGGAAGAAGAAGAAAGCACUGAAAAGAAACCUGUACUUUGCUGCACAAUGGAUCAACUCACUCGCUUAGCAAAACAAAUCGGGACUAAUUGGAAACUUCUCGCACCAAAACUUGGUUUUGGACCAGAUGAGGUGGAGUAUUUUGAAAGUGAAACAAACGAAGUCGAAAUUCAGGCUAAGAAAAUGUUUCAGAUAUGGUUAGAAAAUGAAGCAGAUGCUACUCCAGAGAACCUGCUCUACACAUUAGAAGGCCUCGGCAUGUUAGACAGCGCUCAGGGAAUAUUAUGAUUUUUAUUGCUUUCAUAUGCCUCAUCUUGUUCACAAAAAAAAAAAAAAAGAAAUACACAAAAUUUUUACAAGAAAA
This is a messenger RNA of Daphnia pulicaria, 2246 nucleotides long. RefSeq names its product THO complex subunit 1-like (gene Hpr1). The record is from RefSeq and is a predicted model, not a curated record. Gene Ontology annotation, cellular component: THO complex part of transcription export complex. Gene Ontology annotation, molecular function: protein binding. Gene Ontology annotation, biological process: regulation of DNA-templated transcription elongation; mRNA export from nucleus; signal transduction. The transcript has 12 exons. Bases 89 to 2170 code for a protein of 693 amino acids. NCBI's taxonomy places the organism in Eukaryota, Metazoa, Arthropoda, Branchiopoda, Diplostraca, Daphniidae.